Glossina fuscipes is the source of this 4717-nucleotide messenger RNA. It is a transcript of the gene if, whose product is annotated as integrin alpha-PS2. The record is from RefSeq and is a predicted model, not a curated record. Gene Ontology annotation, cellular component: external side of plasma membrane; integrin complex. The transcript has 12 exons. The coding region runs from base 90 to 4460 and encodes 1456 amino acids. Gene Ontology annotation, molecular function: integrin binding. Gene Ontology annotation, biological process: cell adhesion mediated by integrin; cell-matrix adhesion; integrin-mediated signaling pathway. NCBI's taxonomy places the organism in Eukaryota, Metazoa, Arthropoda, Insecta, Diptera, Glossinidae.
UAAAUAAAUAAAAUCAAAUUCAUAAAAUUCAAAUUCGCACAUAUCACACGCACACACACACAUGUCUAUAUGCGUAUAUGGAUAUCUAAAUGCAUAGAAAUAACAUAAUAAAUAUGAAAUUGAAAGAGAAGAGAACAUUUACGUUGCCCCAGCAACCCGGCAUAUCGGUGGGGAGUCGUCGUCAACAUUAUUAUAUCAUGGAAACUGCUACCGGUUGGAUGUUGACGCUAUUGUUGAUUUGCUGUGCCACACUGCUAUGCCCAUUGGGCAGUUACGCGUACAAUAUUGAUAUACCCAGCUAUGUACGGCAUCAACGUGAACCAAAUACAAUGUUCGGUUUUAGCAUAGCAUUUCAUAAAGGACGCAAUGGUUAUCCGGAAUCAAAUUCAUUAGUGGUCGGUGCUCCUAAAUUUGAUACCUCAUCAUUUCAGAAAGGUGUUGUCGAAGCAGGUGCUGUAUUUAAGUGUGGCAUGAACGAUGGUGACUGCAUUCUUGUGAAAUUUGAUUCAACAGGCAACAAACGCAACACAAAUGGUGAAGUGAUUGAUCGUAAAUCAUAUCAAUGGUUGGGUGCAACAGUGGCUACAAGUCGCGAUAGCGAUUUGAUUGUGGCUUGUGCUCCACGCUUUGUUUUCCAUACAAUGACACCGACUAAGAACUUACGUCAUGAUCCUAUUGGUACGUGUUUUACCUCAAGAAAUUUUACGCAUUUCAAUGAGGUUUCACCAUGUCGUACAAAUAACUUUGGCUAUCAUCGACAGGGAUUUUGUCAAGCGGGCUUUAGUGCUGUUUGUAGUAGUAGAGGCGAUCGUUUAUACAUUGGUGCACCGGGCAGCUGGUAUUGGCAAGGACAAGUAUACUCGAUCUCACCAGAUGCCACUUUCCCGUAUAAGCCGCCGUUCUAUCAACCUUUCGGUACCGGAGGUCAAACGUAUUCGUACGAUGUAACCCGUCCGGAAAAUCAAGUAUUUUCAACUUUGGAAAGUACGCCCAAGGAUGACGAUUCGUAUUUGGGUUAUUCGAUGACAGUCGGUGACUUUAAUGGUGAUCGCAUCGAUGAUGUAGCGAUCGGUAUGCCUCGGGGAGCUGGUCUUUUAGGCAAAAUUGUAGUUAAUGGCUGGAAUAUGGUGAACAUAUUUAAUAUAACCGGCCGUCAAAUUGGUGAAUACUUUGGGUAUUCAUUGGCUACGUCAGAUGUCGAUGGUGACGGCUUAGAUGAUUUAAUUAUCGGUGCUCCCAUGUACAGUGAGCCUGGUAAUGCCGAGGGUAAAUAUGACGUGGGUCGCGUGUACAUUCUUUUACAAACCAGUACAGAUGAGGCAAACCGUUGGACUGUCGAACAUAUUCGUGACGGUUUUAAUACUAAAGGUCGGUUCGGUUUAGCCUUGGCUUCGCUGGGUGAUGUUAAUCGUGAUGGUUUCGGUGAUUUCGCUGUGGGUGCACCGUACGAUGGUCCUGAAGGUCGUGGUGUCGUGUAUAUAUUUCAUGGAUCUCCUAGCGGUCCAUUGCAGAAGCCCUCUCAAAUUAUAAAAUCAGAAGAUAUUGUUGAGGGAGCUCCGUUCCCUCGAACAUUUGGUUUUGCACUUUCCGGCGGCAUAGAUAUGGAUGGUAACACUUAUCCUGAUCUAGCUGUCGGUGCUUAUGCUUCUGAUCAAGUAUACAUAUUUAAAUCGCGUCCAGUUGCGGCGGUGAAUGCCAUGACUUCGUUCCUUAGCCCGUCUAAACUUAUUAAUCUCGAUGAGAAGAGUUGUCAAACCGUUCGCGACAGAAAAAGAGUGGUUUGCACCGAUAUUAUGACAUGUUGGAGUUACACUGGAGAAUAUUUACCACAUGUCCUGGAAUUUGACGUGUCGUGGGUUUUGGAUGCUAAAAAACCUAAAAGUCCGCGCAUGUUCUUCCUACUCGAUGAAGGCAAAAAUAUACGCAAUCUAUCCAUAACUUUGGGCUUUGGUAAAACGUUUUGUCGCAACGAAACUGUUUACUUGAUUGAUAAUGUUCAGGAUAAGUUAACACCAUUGGAAGUAGAAACACGCUAUAACCUACGUAACAGUCGCAGUUGGACCAGCGCCACCAUUCCAAGGCGCAAGCGUGAUGCCUUAGACCCGGUCAUUGAUCAAAACCGUGAUAUUGUACAAAGAGACGCUAUCAAUAUACAAAAGAAUUGUGGCGCCGAUAAUAUCUGUGAGCCCGAUUUAAGACUACAAAUAAGGACUGUGGAUAAAUAUUUGUUGGGCUCAGGGGAACCAUUGUCAAUUGAGGUUUUGAUUUCAAACAUGAAUGAGGACGCUUUCGAAGCCGCUUUCUACAUGCUAAUGCCAAAAGAUUUGGAUUUCAAAAAAAUCGAAGCAAUCGGCAACAAGACAGAUACUCCGAUUACUUGUACCGCUCCCUCAGAGUCCAAUAAUUAUACAUUGAAAUGCGAUAUUGGUAAUCCGUUGCAAUCAAAAAAGGUGGCAAAUUUCAAAGUGAUUAUGUUACCCUCGCAUAAAGUGGGCAUGGCUCCUAGCUAUGAUUUCUUCAUGGAAGCUAAUUCGACAAAUCUCGAGAAGCCUGGUUCCCAUUUCGACAAUAUCAUACGCAAAAGCAUUAGUAUUUGGGUUGAAACGAAUCUCACUAUUGAUGGCACAUCUUUGCCAGAUUUUGAGCUUUACAAAGCGUCCGAUUACACUACAGUAGAGAAUGCUACUAGGGAGGAAGAUUUGGGCCCUCAGGUCGUGCAUCUGUAUAAUAUUUUCAAUAAAGGUCCUUCAACAAUUGAAGAAGCUGUAAUAUUCAUAUAUUACCCGUUUCAAACAACGGCAGGAGAUCUUUUAAUGUAUAUGACCAAUCAACCAGAAACUGAUGGCAACAUUGUAUGUGAUCCCCAUGUGAAUGUGAAUGCUUUGAAUUUACAAUUGGACCAAAAUUUAGUGCGUAAAUCUUAUUUAGAGCAAAGGGGAGCUGUUCAACGUACACAUAUCAUGUCCGGGAGCAGCAGCAGCAGUUACGGUUAUGGCUCCACUUAUGCUACAAGUGGCUCAAGUGUCACUAUUGAAAAGUCGGACGGCCGAAGCGGUAGUUCUACAGCAGUUACCAUAGGAGGAGGCGGAAAAGUGUUAACUGCUGAAGAAGAGACCCGUUUACACAAAGAAGAUGAACAAGACGUUUCCGGUGACGCUUCAUUUGUACAUUCGCAACGGGCUCAUGCCGCCGCUGAAGCUAACUCUCGCCAUGGGGCGCAAACUGGAGGGAAUUGGGCUUGGUCGUCUUCAUGGAAUUCUUCAUCAUCCGGUCGCGGACCAUCCGUAGUUGUGUCAUCUCGAAAUAGUUCCGUCUAUUACGAUGAACAUGGUCGACCCCAUAUGGUCGAGAGCAGUACUGAAUAUAUAACCCAUCUCGAUCACGUACCUAGAGGUUAUCAUACUCAACAGCAGCAAUCUUCCGCGAAUUAUCAUCACGCUGGAAGUGGCGGCCAUGCUCAACAGCAAUCUGAACAAAUGGGUGCGGGUCAUAGCGCUCGCGGUCAUAUACAAAUGGCCGGUGCACCUGGCUCUGUGCAAUAUCAAAGAACGCAUAUGCCGGGCAGUGUUUACAGACAUCCACCACAACAUGCCGGCGAAGGUAGCUUGGGAGCUUAUAAUACUUUAUCCGGCUCUACAAAUAAUUUGGAGAAAAUAGCUGUUGGUGGACAAGGCUUUCAAACAGGUGCUUUAGAUUUGGGCACUUUAAACCGUGGAAAUGUUGAUCAGGAAUUGCGUGGCCACAACUAUGGCAAUCCUGCUGGCAAUCAUGUAUAUCAUCGUACAUAUACAAGUGGAAAUUCGAUGCCAAAAAAUGCAAACUAUCAUCAAUCUUCAACAAGUUACGGCAGUAAUAGUGGAAAGCCUUAUUAUGGCUUCGAAAACGACGAUUACUAUGACGAAAUCAAUAAUGGACAGCAAGAAUCCAAGCAAUGGUCUCGUAGUUCCUCUUCGUCAACAGCUACACACCGAAGAGUACGACGCGACGAUAUAUCGACUAUGGAAUCGAUGCAAAUUGAUUUAAAUUUACCCUGUCAAGCGGCCAAAUGUGAAACAUUACGUUGCGUGGCGCGUAAUUUAGGUAAAGACGAUAAUGUAUGGAUCGCUAUACGUACACGUAUGGUUGCUAAGACAAUGGAAAAACUAGCCGGAUCUGUAGCUUUAAAUGUUUCUACGAUGGCCGUGUCCCACGUCACCCGUUUGCCAUAUAUCGGCGAACCUAAGGACGAAAUAAUUCGUACACAUGAAAUAUUUUAUAAAGCUGUACCGGAACCGACUCCAGUACCUGAUGUAGUUCCGCUAUGGGUCGUUGUGCUGGCAGCAUGUGCUGGUGCCUUAAUACUUCUAUUAUUGAUAUUCUUGCUCUACAAGUGUGGCUUUUUCAAUCGUAAUCGGCCAACUGAUCAUUCGAUGGAGCGUCAACCACUGCGCAAUGGCUAUCAUGGUGACGAGCAUCUAUAAAAGAUAAAGAACUUCCAGAUUAUAUUUUAUACUCUUUGUGUUUGUCAUCCAUUGCCGUCAAUUUCGAUUUAAGUAAAAUGUUACUGUUAUUAUUAUUAUUAUUAUUAUGAUUAUAAUUAUUAUUAUGAUGAUGAUGAUUAUUAUUAUCAUUAUUAUUAUUAAGAGAUUCAAAUGGAUUGUUUAUUAGAUCUAAAAGGAAUAUGAAAGUAAAAAGUGUCAAAGUGUUACCGCACGUUCUGACACUAACUGUCAUUCUU